Messenger RNA from Puma concolor (puma), 1170 nucleotides. The record is from RefSeq and is a predicted model, not a curated record. Lineage: Eukaryota; Metazoa; Chordata; Mammalia; Carnivora; Felidae.
AUGAAGCGACCAGCGAGGUUGAAUUCACUUCAGGAGCUCCAACUUCUUGAAAUCAUGUGCAGUUAUUUCCAGGAGCAAACCAAGGACUCUGUCCGGCAGAUUAUUUUCUCAUCCCUUUUCAGCCCCCAAGGGAACAAGGCUGAUGACAGCCGGAUGAGCUUGUUGGGAAAACUGGUGUCCAUGGCGGUGGCUGUUUGUCGGAUCCCAGUGUUGGAGUGUGCAGCCUCCUGGCUCCAGCGGACGCCGGUGGUCUACUGCGUGAGGUUAGCCAGGGCCCUGGUGGACGACUACUGCUGUCUGGUGCCCGGAUCCGUGCAGACGCUGAAGCAGAUUUUCAGUGCCAGCCCUCGCUUCUGCUGCCAGUUCAUCACGUCCGUCACUGCGCUCUAUGACCUGUCGUCAGAUGACCUCAUCCCACCGUUGGACUUGCUCGAGAUGAUUGUCAGCUGGAUUUUUGAGGACCCGAGGUUGAUUCUCAUCACUUUUUUAAAUACCCCGAUUGCCGCCAAUCUCCCAAUAGGAUUUUUAGAGCUCACGCCGCUCACUGGAUUGAUCCGCUGGUGUGUGAAGGCCCCUCUGGCUUAUAAACGGAAGAAGAAGCCCUCCUUGUCCAACGGGCACGUCGCCACCAAAGUUACAAAGGACUCGGGAGGGAUGGACAGAGACCCCCACCUCCUGUACUCGAAACUCCACCUCAACGUCCUCCAGGUCCUCAUGAUGCUGCAGGUGCACUUAACCGAGAAGAAUCUUUAUGGGCGCCUGGGGCUCGUCCUGUUUGACCACAUGGUCCCACUGGUGGAGGAGAUCAACAGGUUGGCGGAUGAACUGAACCCCCUAAACGCCUCCCAGGAGAUCGAGCUCUCUCUGGACCGGCUGGCGCAGGCCCUGCAGGUGGCCAUGGCCUCUGGAGCCCUGCUGUGCACGAGAGAUGACCUGAGAACCCUGUGCUCCAGGCUGCCCCAUAAUAACCUGCUCCAGCUGGUGAUCUCGGGCCCGGUGCAGCAGGCGCCCCACGCGGCGCUCCCCCCAGGCUUCUACCCUCACAUCCACACGCCCCCGCUGGGCUACGGGGCCGUGCCGGCCCACCCCGCCGCCCACCCCGCGCUGCCCACGCACCCGGGCCACACCUUCAUCUCGGGCAUGACGUUCCCGUUCAGGCCCAUCCGCUAG